Messenger RNA from Limulus polyphemus (Atlantic horseshoe crab), 1212 nucleotides. RefSeq lists its product as uncharacterized. The record is from RefSeq and is a predicted model, not a curated record. NCBI's taxonomy places the organism in Eukaryota, Metazoa, Arthropoda, Merostomata, Xiphosura, Limulidae. The coding region runs from base 1 to 1212 and encodes 403 amino acids. The transcript is spliced from 7 exons. Gene Ontology annotation, molecular function: transmembrane transporter activity. Gene Ontology annotation, biological process: transmembrane transport.
AUGAAAGCUCGUCCAUUUAUAACAGCUUUUGGGUGUUUCCUGAUAUUUAUUGGUCUUGGUACAAUACAUCUGUUUGGAAAUAUCACUCCUUAUUUGACAUCUUAUCUCAGAAAAAGAGUUGACAAUAAUACGACAUAUGAACAGACUACCUGGAUUAUCUACACAACUGAUUUUAUAGUAUCGUUCUUAUUCAUCGGAGUUUGGCUAGCUGAGCGGAUUGGACAAAAGCCUACUAUCCUAAUUGGUACUGCUAUUUACAGUUUUGGAACAGCUGGAACUUACUGGGCUAUACAACACAGCCUGGAAGCUACGAUUGCUCUCUUUGGUGUAAUUUCUAAUGUUGGUUAUCUCUGUUUUUAUGGCUUACCACUACCUGUAGCUAUGGAGUGGUUCCCUAACAACAUUGGCCUCGUGGCAGGAAUAGUAUCUUCAGGGUCUGCUUUCACCCCAGUUCUAAUGAAUAACUUAUAUACAUACUUUCUGAAUCCUAAUAACCUUCAACCAGAUGCUGAUGGGUAUUUCCACGACUCUGAAAUAUUGGAUCGUGUCCCUACUUUGUUUCUGAUACUAGGAGCUGUACAAGGGGGUAUUCUUCUUAUUGGACUACUUCUGUACCAAGUACCUCCCUCAGAGAUAUCGGAGAUAGACAGACAAACCAGUGUAGUUCAGAUAGAAGCUAAAAACUUUUCUGCAUCACUAAAAAGCGAAUCGGAUCCUGAAUACAAGGCUUGUAUGUUAGUAUUUCAAGAAGACUAUUCUGUGACAUCAGAAGGAAGUUCAACGAAUAUGGAAGUAGAAGAAACACAGACAUCCCUUGCCAGAGAAACCUCUGUUACACCAAAAGAAGCUUUGAAGAUGAAAGAAUUUUAUUUCUUGAUAAUAACAUUUAUUAGCUCGUUGCAUUCAACAAUGUUUGUGAACGUUUUUUAUAAGACGUACGGGCAAACAUUUAUAGACGAUGAUACAUUUCUAGCCACAACCGGAUGUACAUCUGCAGUUGUCCACACGAUAUUAAGGAUGGUUAUAGGCCUAGUUCAAGACAACAUAUCUUACAAGGGAUUCUAUAUUGUAGAUUUUGGAUUCUAUGCAUCAUCAGGUUUACAACAAUACCAGAGGCUUUGCACUAACGAUUUUGGAUUCUAUGCAAUAUCAGAUUUACUUUACCAUCAGGGAUUCUACAUUGAACAUUUUGGAUUCUAUGCAUCAUAUUAG